UCAGGAUUGUUAUUUCCUCGUUCUUAUUGUACAUAUCUAAAGCAAUAAAACGGCGCAGGAAACGAAGGGAGAUUUGGAAUUGUGAAUUGUAAAGCAAACAGACAAACAAUUUCCUGUUUCUUCCCGGGAAUCCGAGGACCUGUUCCGAUGUGGUGACACUGUCUGGCGCUCCGAAGCGCGAGUGAGAAAAUAGACAGAAAGCCACUACCUCAUCUUGCCUGUAAAAAGUAAGCCCUCCAGGCCAAUUAAUUAAUUUUCUUUCCCGCGUGGCGACGCCAAUCAUAGGGCCAAGAAUGAAACUCCGGCGUAGCAUCAGCUCGUGCAUUCUUGCCGCAGCCACCACUGUUAUAGCGACGAACCCUUCUGUCAAUCUUGGAUACGCUACUUAUGAAGGUUAUUAUAAUGAUACAUUUGGACUCAAUAUUUGGAAGAGUGUUCGAUAUGCAGCGCCGCCAGUUGGAAAGCUGAGAUGGCAGGCUCCUCAACCUCCUGUCUGGGAUAAUAAUCGAUCUACCCCAGCUGUUGAUCAGCCACCAUUAUGCCCGCAAACUGGCGCUUUUGGUGUCCCUGCCGCCUAUGGGUUUAAUUCCGGGCCUGGCGAUGAAGACUGCCUCUAUCUCAAUGUUUACGCAGCUCCUAAUGCUACCAAUUUGCCUGUCUUACUUUGGAUACAUGGGGGUGGCCAUUCUGUGUUCGGUGCCACAUACGACCCAAGCGCCUGGAUUAACACCAACAAAAAUGAGUUUAUCGCCGUCGAGAUCCAAUAUCGUUUAGGCGCAUUUGGGUAUCUUGCCUCAGACGAAGUGAAAACAAAUGGUCAACUCAAUGCUGGCCUUUUGGAUCAGCGAUUCGCUCUUGAAUGGGUCCAGGAACACAUUUCUAAAUUUGGCGGCGACCCAAGUCGCAUUACGGUUGGAGGCGAAUCAUCAGGUGCUGGGUCAAUCCUGCAUCAUGCCCUGGCUUACGGAGGCAAGGAGUCGAAUCUCUUCAACAACAUUAUCGCUGCUAGUCCAUAUCUUCCACCGGUGUAUAGGUAUAAUGACACGGUCCCGACGGAACGCUAUAACAAGUUCGUCGAAUUAGCAGGAUGCUCCUCUAAGUUUAGUAACCAUUCAAGUACUUUUGAGUGUCUAGUCGCCGCCGAUAGCGCUGUGUUGCAGAAUGCUAGUGGCAUUGUUUCCACGACUCUAGGCUACUUCGGUAGCUUCGCAUUCUUACCUGUCCUUGACGACGAUUACAUACAAGAACUGCCAUCAAUCCAAACUUCGAGUGGGAAAAUCAAUGGGAAACGAGUCCUUGUCGGUAACAAUGCAAACGACGGGGUACCUCUAGUCAAUCCCGAUGUAAACACGCGGCCUAAGUAUGACAGUUUCAUCUCAAAUACGUUUCCGUUAUUCACGACGGAUGAUGUGACAACACUGAACAAGGUGUACCAAAUCGAUUCCUUACCAAGCGAUGACGGAAUCCGAUACGAUACACUCGGCUUCACCGGCCCAACAGCGUUGUACAAAUCUGGGAUGGCCACAGGCAUACAGCAAGCCGUCUUCAACAUGGCAGCCGAGACAACAUUCGCGUGCCCGGCGCAGUGGUUCGCCGAGGCAUUCAGUGCGACUUCCCGACAAGCCUGGAAAUACCAAUACUCGGUGACUCCCUCGUAUCACGGCGCUGACUUAGGCGCAUAUUUCUCCGUCGACGCGACAUUACCUAACAAGGACUUCGCGCAUGCGAUGCAGAAGAUUUGGGGAAGUUUUAUCAUCCACGAUAACCCCGUAAUCUCGAUCUCCGACGCCACUGCAAAUUAUACUAAUGCGAGCGUUCCGAUCGGUACGUAUGGCAAUAUCGAGUGGCCGGAAUUCACGCUGCAGAAUCCCGUGCAGAUGAAUCUGAACACCACAGGUGGAAAUGUAACUACAGUCACAGUGCCUCCUUACUUAGAUUACUUCGUGAGGAGCGGGGCUGGUAUCGUGAAUGAUUUCAACCUCACCGAUGCAUUGACAUGGGAAGGCGGUCGAGGCGAACGCUGCGGAUUCUGGCGCAUGGUCUCGGAGAGGGUUCCUCAGUGACACGUCGGAUUCGUUAGAUUGUUUUCAUGUUGUACAUAUAUAACUGUAGCCUGCCGUAAUUUGUUAUAAACGAGUAGACUUUAUUGACCUAUACUUUUCAUAUAAUGAAAUAGAAAUAUUAUGGAUUUGAGAUGUUAGAAAUUAAAGGAAACAAACAGAUCGAAAGAGGCGGUUAUUCGUAGAAACUUGAGUUGGGUCGUACCAAUAAAUUGGUGGGCGUAACGCCUCGAUGCCUGAGCUGUAAAAAAUAGUUUCCUGAAUAUUGAAAUCAUCGCAAACGGGAUAACAUAACCAAAAGAUGAAACUGCUGGUUUUUAAAAAAGAAAAAAAUUAAUAAUAGA
Messenger RNA from Hypoxylon trugodes, 2404 nucleotides. Its product is annotated as putative carboxylesterase. The record is from RefSeq and is a predicted model, not a curated record. NCBI's taxonomy places the organism in Eukaryota, Fungi, Ascomycota, Sordariomycetes, Xylariales, Hypoxylaceae. The transcript is spliced from 5 exons. Bases 294 to 2063 code for a protein of 589 amino acids.